Cannabis sativa is the source of this 1910-nucleotide messenger RNA. Its product is annotated as polyadenylate-binding protein RBP47B'. Lineage: Eukaryota; Viridiplantae; Streptophyta; Magnoliopsida; Rosales; Cannabaceae. Gene Ontology annotation, cellular component: cytosol. The transcript has 8 exons. The record is from RefSeq and is a predicted model, not a curated record. Gene Ontology annotation, molecular function: mRNA binding. The coding region runs from base 162 to 1499 and encodes 445 amino acids.
GGUGGUGGUGGCGUUAGACUACUGGGCGAACAUAUUACAUUUUCAGAGAGCAGAGAGAGAGAGAAAGAGAGGCAAAGGAAAGGGUUUAGGAAGGAAGAGAGACUGUGUGAGUGAACUGUGAAAGACAGAGAGCAAAGAAAGUAGGUAGGAAGGUACCUCUAAUGGCGACAACAACGACGUUUCAGGGUUAUCCUCAACAGCCACAACCACAACAACAACAACAACAACAACAACAACAACACCACCACCACCAUCAGCCUACCACCGUUGAGGAGGUCAGAACCCUUUGGAUUGGGGAUUUACAGUAUUGGGUCGACGAAAACUACCUUAAUAGUUGCUUUGCUCAUACCGGCGAGGUUAUUUCUAUAAAGAUUAUACGCAACAAAAUCACAGGACAGCCUGAAGGUUACGGAUUUGUGGAGUUUGUUUCUCAUGCAGCAGCAGAGAGGAUUUUGCAGAGUUACAAUGGUACCCAGAUGCCUGGAACUGAACAAACUUUCAGGUUGAACUGGGCUUCUUUUGGUAUUGGUGAAAGACGUCCUGAUGCUGGGCCUGAACACUCCAUUUUUGUUGGAGAUCUGGCACCUGAUGUUACAGAUUAUCUGUUGCAAGAAACCUUCCGAUCUCAAUAUCCAUCAGUUAGAGGUGCCAAGGUUGUCACUGAUCCAAACACUGGACGUUCAAAAGGAUAUGGUUUUGUUAAAUUUUCUGAUGAGACAGAAAGGAAUCGUGCUAUGUCGGAAAUGAAUGGUGUCUAUUGCUCAACUAGGCCAAUGCGAAUUAGUGCAGCAACACCGAAGAAGACCACUGGUUUUCAACAGCCCUACACUGCUGCAAAAGCGGCAUAUCCACUUUCAGCAUACAGUACACCAACAGCCCCUGUGCUUUCUGCAGAUUAUGAUGCAAACAACACUACGAUUUUUGUUGGUAACUUGGAUCAAAAUAUCACUGAAGAGGAGUUGAAGCAAACAUUUUUGCAGUUUGGGGAGAUUGUCUAUGUUAAGAUUCCUGCUGGCAAAGGAUGUGGUUUUAUACAGUUCGGGAUAAGGACAUCUGCUGAAGAAGCUAUUCAAAAAAUGCAGGGAAAGAUGAUUGGUCAGCAAAUAGUCCGGGUUUCUUGGGGUAGGAGCCCAACAGCUAAACAGGACGUAUCUGGUGGCUGGGGUCAGCAAGUAGAUCCAAAUCAGUGGGCGGCAUAUUAUGGUUAUGGACAAGGAUAUGAUGCGUUUUCGUAUGGGGCUGCUACACAAGAUCCUUCGUUAUAUGCAUACAAUGCAUAUGCUGGCUAUGCCCAAUACCCUCAACAGGUUGAUGGUGUUCUAGAUAUGGCAGCUAUAGGAGCAACUGUCCCAGCUGUAGAGCAGAGGGAAGAGUUGGAUGAUCCAUUGGCUACACCUGAUGUUGACAAGUUGAAUGCUGCUUACGUCGCUGUUCAUGGAAGUGCGAUGCUAGGCCGUCCCUUAUGGCAGAGAACGUCUUUGUUUACACAGCAAACUUAGAUGCACAUAUUCAUAACCAGAUUCAGAUUGGUGAGACUAUUGCUACAUUGUUGUAGAAGUUAGAGGAUAGAGCGGUAGAGAAAGAAUAUAAAAGAGUAUAGUGUCAUGUUAACUGCAAAUUGAAUCAGCUUCCAUUUCUUGAUUGUGCUUUUUGCGGCAUCAGAGUGGGACCUUUUUUCUGACAAUAAAAUUUUUUCUUGUUCUGCUGAAAUAUAAUUCCUGAUUUUAUUUUUUAUUUUUAUGAGGAAAUUUUUUCUUUUAGAAAGGAGGAAAAAAAAAACUAUUAUUAAUAAUUUCGUAGAGGAUAGUAAACUUGUAAAAUCUACUCGUUUGUAUCAAGUGAAAGUGACAUGCCUUGGUAGUGCUUCGUUGAUAAUUUCGUAAUUAAAAUUGUUAAUUGAACAAAAUAAA